Messenger RNA from Symbiodinium natans, 369 nucleotides. The record is from the annotation of a GenBank genome assembly. NCBI's taxonomy places the organism in Eukaryota, Dinophyceae, Suessiales, Symbiodiniaceae.
AUGGUCUUGCGCUAUCGCGCUGAAGAUGACAACGAGAUCACGCCACCCAAGCCCAGGAAUUUGCCGCCGCUGCAAACGGAGGACGGGGGUAGCGAGAGUUGUCGCAGCGACAGAGUCGGGCUGGAGAGCCAUGAGAGCGAGGAGAGCGAGAAGAAGCUGCAGGGCGAGCAGUGUGUACCGAAGGAUUCGGGCGAGCAGGAGUUCCUCCCGCUGGACCUCCACAGUUUAAAAAGGCCGCAGCCACCGGCCGCGCCGCGGCCGGAGAAUGCUAGGCCCAAGAAAGCAGAAGUCAAGGUCCAGGACGUCAAGGCGACCCGACGGCAGAGCUCGGAGACCGACAAAGACGGUUGGAAGUUGGAAGCACUAUGA